AAAAAAAUACGAAUGACCAAAUAUCCGAAAUAUCUUCUCUCCCCUCUGCAGUCUCUCUCCAUCUUCGGUGUCUCUCCUCCGCCCGGCGGCUUCUGCUCGACUCCACCGAGCCGGAGGCGUUUCCUGGCACGCGCCGCCGGCGACAAGCCCGGCAACCUCCUCCUCCUCCUCCGCUGCGGCUGUGCUUCCUUUCCUGCUCGCGCGCACGGGCCGGCGGCGGCGAGACGGUUCGGAGGCCGACGCGGCCGACGCCGAUCCCCUUUCAGCGUCCUCAUUGCGGUUCGAAUCGAAGGUUUACAAUGAUGAGUGCGAAAUUGCUCCGGAGCAUGAGCGUGAGGAGGCUCCUAGGACAGCAAAGAAACUCAGUUGAGUUUUACAGAAAAUCGCAAGCAUGGAACUCGACUGCGUCUUUUUCUGAUGUCGAUGAGAAGAAUCGCAAGGGUGGUGAUGCCGAAGAUGAUUUCACACAUUCCAGGCCAGAUCACGUUUUCCGUGGUGUGCACAGGGCAAUUAUUUGUGGAAAAGUUGGACAAGUGCCAGUACAGAAAAUACUAAGAAACGGGCAUACAGUAACUGUCUUUACUGUUGGAACAGGUGGCAUGUUUGACCAGAGGACAGUAGGUGCUGAAAACUUGCCAAUGCCAGCUCAGUGGCAUCGAAUAUCUGUUCACAAUGAGCAGCUUGGUGCAUUUGCCGUUCAGAAGUUAGUCAAGAAUUCUGCAGUCUACGUUGAGGGUGAUAUUGAGACCAGAGUCUACAAUGACAGAAUUAAUGAUCAAGUGAAAAAUAUACCAGAGAUCUGUGUGCGGCGUGAUGGGAAGAUUCAGUUGAUGCAAUCUGGUGAUAGCAAUGUUGGCAAAUCAUUGGAGGAGUUAAGGGAAGGAUUAUUCUAGUUGUGAAGCAAAGGGUGAUCAGCAAAAGUAGGCAGAGCCGGGGAAAUGGAAUGUUUUGUUCGCUCCUCUUGCGCAAAGAUCUGGGAGUAAUUUUUGUUAGUUUGAGCAGUAGUAAGAUUACAUGAAGGUCCACAUGCACUUCUGUAUCCAAAUAAUGUGCUUCAUGUUCUUUUAUGUCAUUUUAGCAGAUGACGAUACCGUUCUAAUUUAGAUUAUGUAGUAAAUCAUUCUGUAUCCUUUUUUUUUCCUUUACCUUGUCUCUUGGAAGAGGACAGAACUGGAGGUAUCACCAUGGUCCAACUUUCAUGCGUUUGUGCUUGUGCGUGAAAGUCACAUGAAAGAGCAGUUAUGUUUGCUGUUAAUAUGGUUACUGUAUCAUCUCUAAGAUUGGUUA
Molecule: messenger RNA, 1287 nt
Organism: Oryza sativa Japonica Group (Japanese rice)
Lineage: Eukaryota; Viridiplantae; Streptophyta; Magnoliopsida; Poales; Poaceae
Product: single-stranded DNA-binding protein, mitochondrial
Biological process (GO): positive regulation of helicase activity; mitochondrial DNA replication
Cellular component (GO): mitochondrial nucleoid
Molecular function (GO): single-stranded DNA binding
Source: RefSeq, a predicted model, not a curated record